This is a messenger RNA of Lathyrus oleraceus (garden pea), 1299 nucleotides long. Its product is annotated as cinnamoyl-CoA reductase 1. The record is from RefSeq and is a predicted model, not a curated record. The transcript has 5 exons. Lineage: Eukaryota; Viridiplantae; Streptophyta; Magnoliopsida; Fabales; Fabaceae. Gene Ontology annotation, molecular function: oxidoreductase activity, acting on the CH-OH group of donors, NAD or NADP as acceptor. Bases 136 to 1146 code for a protein of 336 amino acids.
UCUAUAAAAGGAACCCAUUCCCCAUAAUACAAAGUGCAACACCCAACAACAAGAUUCUUCUAUCUUUCAUACUUUGGAGCUAUUUCAUUAUUUUUUUCUUUUCUUACCUAAUUUCUUGUUACACCCAAAAACAUCAUGCCUGCCUAUGAUAGCACUUCACUACUCUCCGGCGCCGAUCAAACCGUCUGCGUCACCGGCGCCGGCGGGUUUAUAGCUUCUUGGCUUGUCAAACUUCUCUUGGAAAAAGGUUACACUGUUAGAGGAACCCUAAGAAACCCUGAGGAUCCAAAGAAUGCUCAUUUGAAAGAGUUGGAAGGAGCAAAAGAGAGAUUAAGUUUGCAUAAGGUUGAUCUUCUUGAUCUUAAUUCUAUUCAAUCUGUUGUUCAUGGUUGCCAUGGUGUAUUCCACACAGCUUCUCCGGUCACCGAUAACCCUGAUGAGAUGUUGGAACCAGCAAUAAAUGGAACAAAGAAUGUGAUAGUAGCUUCCGCGGAAGCGAAAGUGAGACGCGUCGUGUUCACUUCAUCGAUUGGAACGGUUUAUAUGGACCCAAAUACGAGUAGAGAUGUUGUCGUUGAUGAGUCGUAUUGGAGUGAUUUAGAAUAUUGCAAGAACACAAAGAAUUGGUAUUGUUAUGGGAAGACAGUGGCGGAACAAUCUGCAUGGAAAAUAGCAAAAGAGAAUGAAGUUGAUUUGGUUGUAGUGAACCCGGUUUUGGUUCUUGGACCGUUACUACAAGAAACCAUAAAUGCUAGUACAAUUCAUAUCUUAAAGUAUCUUAAUGGUUCAGCAAAAACAUAUGUGAAUGCGACACAAUGUUAUGUUGAUGUUAAGGAUGUUGCAUUAGCACACAUUCUUGUUUAUGAGACAGAUUCUGCUUCUGGUAGAUACAUUUGUUCGGAAACUUCUUUGCAUCGUGGUGAACUUGUUGAAAUUUUGGCCAAGUAUUUUCCAGAGUAUCCACUUCCUACCAAAUGUUCUGAUGAAAAGAAUCCAAGAGUGAAACCAUACAUAUAUUCUAAUAAAAAGUUGAAGGAUUUGGGAUUGGAAUUCACUCCUGUGAAGCAAUGUUUAUAUGACACAGUUAGGAGUCUACAAGAGAAAGGACACCUUGCUAUUCCACCAAUGCAAGAAGACUCUGUUUAAGUUCAAUCAAAUAUGCUAGAGUUUAAAGUUAUAAAGUUAUUAAAUUAUAACUUUUUUUUUAAUUCUUUUUACCAUAUUUUCGAUUUGUAUUUUAAUUAAUGUAUCUAUUUGUAAUGUUUUUUAAGUUAAAUUAAAGUUGCGAGAUUGGUACUA